GGAUAGAAAAACAGCAUUCCCUUCGCCAUUCCCAAAAACAAGAAACCAACGUCCAAUUCUUUCAUUCCCCCAGGCAGCAUGCACCCCACAUUCCUCCAACAUUGAUUUCAUGCUUCAUCAAAACUAAACACCCCCAAUUUUUCCUAGAAAACCAAUCCUUUGUAGUCUGUUUCAUAGCUCCUUGUUUGGAAAGGGGAAUGUUGUUAGAUUCGAAAUGAGGCAUUGAGGUAGAGCCACAAUAAUGGUUAAAGCAAUGGAGGAGGCUGAAGAUCAAGAGAGUUCGAGAUCAUCGAGGCUAGGGCGGUUCAGGGGCAUGCUCGAGAGUGGCGCCAGCAAGUUUCGGCGCAGCCUCAACGACAACAACACCACCACCAAUGGAUCAGCCUCGCCCUUACCCUCGGACGAGGACAACGAGAGGAUGACGGCCAAGAGCAACGCCUCCGCCCCCUUGCCCGAAGAGCCUGCUCCGCCCCCCGUCCAGCUCACCAAGCUAGGCGGCAUUCUCAGCAGGACUGAGAACGUCAAGAUGAACCGGACCAGCAGCGAUGGCACCCCCACCCCCGCCUCCGCCCCCGCCACGCUCCCCGCCACCACCCCCAGCCCCACCCCUGCCCCUACCCCCAAGACUAGUGAAGCGCCUCCCCCCAGCCCUCCCCCACCAGUCAGGAAGAUGCCUACAGAUAUGGAUUUGAUGAAGGAGAAGUUUGCCAAGUUGCUACUAGGCGAGGACAUGUCGGGUAGGGGGAAGGGAGUUUCAUCGGCGUUGGCACUGUCAAAUGCAAUCACAAACUUAGCAGCUUCUGCAUACGGAGAGAUGAAGAAAUUGGAGCCGAUGGCGCCCGACACCAAAGCAAAGUGGAAGAAGGAGAUAGACUGGCUGCUGUCUGUCACUGAUCACAUUGUCGAAUUCGUUGCUGUCAAACAAAAGAAUAAGGAUGGAACCACCUUUGAGGUGAUGGCGACAAGGCAGAGAAACGACCUGCACAUGAACAUUCCUGCGCUGCGCAAGCUUGAUAUGAUGCUUCUUGACUGUCUGGACAACUUCAAGGAGCCACACGAGUUCUACUACGGAUCAAAGGAUGAUGACAAAGGCGACAAGGCCCAAAGAAACGACGACAAAUGGUGGAUCCCCGUGCCUAAGGUGCCCCCCAACGGGCUGUCCGAGAACACCAGGAAGUGGCUGCAGUAUCAGAAGGACUCGGUGAAUCAAGUGCUCAAAGCAGCCAUGGCUAUCAAUGCUCAGGUCCUCACUGAAAUGGAGAUCCCAGAAACCUACAUUGAGGCUCUCCCUAAGAAUGGUAGAGCAAGUCUCGGAGAUUCAAUAUACAAGAUGAUCACAGAGGACUUCUUUGAUCCAGACUACUUGCUGUCUUCGUUGGACCUAUCAUCGGAGCAUAAGAUAGUCGACCUCAAGAACAAGAUUGAGGCGUCUGUCGUGAUCUGGAAGAGGAAGAUCAAUGCUAAAGACACCAAGUCCUCGUGGGGCUCGGGCGUGAGCAUGGAGAAGAGGGAGCUUCUAGAAGAUAGAGCAGAAACCGUGUUACUCAUUCUCAAGCAUCGUUUCCCCGGUAUCCCUCAAUCUGAUCUAGACAUCAGCAAAAUCGAGUUCAACAAAGAUGUGGGGCACGCGGUUCUUGAGAGCUACUCGAGAAUCUUGGAGACCUUAGCAUUCACCGUGUUGUCUAGAAUAGAGGACGUGAUGAGCGCUGACGCUCAAGCUAGAGGCUCAGCGAAUGCAGAGAAGACGAAAUCCUUAAAGGAGAGAACGGUGUCUGAGAAAGUUGCGGUGGCUAAGGAAGAAACGGAGAGUGAGACGCCCAACUCAAAGACGCUGCUGGAUUUCAUGGGGUGGAACGUGGAGCAGCAAGGGGAGACGGAUGGGAAGAAAGCCAACGACGAGAAUGCAGAUGCAAAGACCCUCACCAAACAAGAGAACAUUGUCCCAAACAAGAAGUUGUCCUACAUAGAGAGGCUAGAGAUUCUAGGCGGUUCGAGAAGCCCAACAGCGCGCCACUAACAUGAUGCACGACGCUCAACAGGUGAUGGAUGUACAUACAGAAAUGUCACAAAAAUCAUAGGGAGUUUAUCAAGUUAAAAAGUUUCUGCUUUGCUAACAGCAAGCAGUGGUAGAUUAAUUGGGUUUUAUCAAGUUUUUUUAGAUGUCUAAGGAGUCAAAUUAAUGACUCGUGUUUAUGGAUUGCACGGCCGUAGCUGGCUGCAGUCCUAGUGUUCUAAUAGUCUGCAGCAGGCAAUACUAGUUAUGUGAUUGAACAAAGUAACCAGAAGCAGUUCUGAGCUAUACUACAAAAACCAUUCUUAGCUUA
Salvia miltiorrhiza (redroot sage) is the source of this 2324-nucleotide messenger RNA. Its product is annotated as rho guanine nucleotide exchange factor 8-like. The record is from RefSeq and is a predicted model, not a curated record. The transcript has 7 exons. Gene Ontology annotation, molecular function: guanyl-nucleotide exchange factor activity. Bases 242 to 2017 code for a protein of 591 amino acids. NCBI's taxonomy places the organism in Eukaryota, Viridiplantae, Streptophyta, Magnoliopsida, Lamiales, Lamiaceae.